Ostreococcus tauri is the source of this 516-nucleotide messenger RNA. RefSeq names its product Ribosomal protein L7Ae conserved site. The coding region runs from base 1 to 516 and encodes 171 amino acids. Gene Ontology annotation, biological process: snRNA pseudouridine synthesis; ribosome biogenesis; rRNA pseudouridine synthesis. The transcript is spliced from 2 exons. Lineage: Eukaryota; Viridiplantae; Chlorophyta; Mamiellophyceae; Mamiellales; Bathycoccaceae. The record is from RefSeq and is a predicted model, not a curated record. Gene Ontology annotation, molecular function: box H/ACA snoRNA binding. Gene Ontology annotation, cellular component: nucleolus; box H/ACA snoRNP complex.
AUGAAGACGCCAAAGUCGGAAAAACGCGAGAAGACGCCCAAGACGCCGUCGACGCCCCGGUCGCCGUCCACCCCUGGAACCGCGCGCACGGCGAGCGAGGGCAUGAAGGCGUGCUCGGCGAUCGCGACCCCGCUCGCGGAUGUGAAAACGACGAAGAAGAUUCUGAAAACCGUCAAGCGAGCGGCCAAGGCGAAACAGGUUCGACGCGGGGUGAAGGAGGUGGUGAAGGCGUUGAAGAAGGACGUGAAGGGGUUCGCGGUGAUCGCUGGGGAUAUCUCACCCAUCGACGUCAUCACGCACGUGCCGAUUCUGUGCGAGGAGGCGGACGUGCCGUACGUGUACGUGCACAGCAAGGAGGAACUCGGGGCGGCCGGGAUGACGAAGCGGCCGACGUCGGUGAUGCUUGUGUUGAAGGAAGGUGCGAAGGGGAGCGUGAAGAUGAGUUCAGAGGACAAGAAGGAAUUCGACGAAAUGUACGCCAAGUGCGUGGAGAAGAUCCAAGCCAUGAGCAAGUGA